Molecule: messenger RNA, 1753 nt
Organism: Lottia gigantea (owl limpet)
Lineage: Eukaryota; Metazoa; Mollusca; Gastropoda; Lottiidae
Exons: 9
Coding region: 145-1326 (393 amino acids)
Biological process (GO): retrograde transport, endosome to Golgi
Cellular component (GO): Ric1-Rgp1 guanyl-nucleotide exchange factor complex; Golgi membrane
Source: RefSeq, a predicted model, not a curated record
AUGAUGUUGACAUGUCAAAAGAAAACUUUUAGAAAAUAAUUUUAUGAUGAAAAGCCCAAAUAAUUAAACAGUUAACAGCAGGUAGUCAGCUAUAUCAGUGAUAAGAUGUAAGUUUUUAAACUGAAAAGCAGUUAAAAGAUAAAAAUGGUGGAAGUGUCAGGUCAUUUAUUACGUGGACCAGUAUUUCUAGCUGGAGAGACUUUACAGUGUGAAAUUAAUUUCCAUCAUCCUGGAUUGCUAUCUGCCGAAUCAGGAGAUGGUAAUUCUGGUAAUAAGAUAAGAUUAGCCUGGGCUAGUGUACAGAUUAUUUGUCAAUGUACAGUCAGUGAAUCUAGAGUUAUAUUACCUAGAGGACCUCUACCAUCAACUGUAGAUGUAUCAACAACAGGCUGUGAUACAUCAUUUGUUCCCAAUAAAGGUGAAAGAGGUCUGACUGUUUUAUCAACAAAACCUAAAAUAUUAUUCUGUGAUUUAUCAUUACAGCCUAGACAAACCAAAACAUUUCGUUAUGAAGAUUGUAUACCAACUGAUUCUCCACCAUCAUAUAGAGGUCAAGCUGUUAAAUAUUCUUAUAAAAUUAUCAUUGGUACACAACGCUUUCAACAACCAACCAAAUUGUUACGUAUUCCAUUUAGAGUUCUAGUUUUAUAUGGUUUAAAUGAUUUAAGUGUAUAUAAUGAAGGUGAAGAGGUGGCCCCCAGUAAUCCAUUUUUACGUCCCAAACAGAAGGAGAAUGCUGUGUUAGAUAUUGCUACUCAAGUUAUGGCUACAGUCACUGCUCGAAAAUCACCACAUUCUUAUAAUAUCACCAAUAGUCAUGGUAGAGUAGCUAAAUUAUUAUUAUUUAAACAAGCUUUUAAACUUGGAGAUGAUAUUGUUGGUGUUUUUGAGUUUAAAGAAGGAAAUGUUCCAUGUGUACAGUAUUCUGUUACAUUACAAAGUGAGGAACAGAUAUCAGAAGAGUGUCGUCACAAAUUAGGACAAGGAUCAGCAAUAACAUCGUUUGUUAAACAUCAAGAAAUGUGUUUACAUGUUGAUGAAACUCAUAUGGCAAUACCAAUACCUUUAACAGCUUCACCUGGUUUUAUAACUGAUAUAGUGUGCUUAAGAUGGAGAUUACAUUUUGAAUUUGUAACUCUAAGUGAUCCUGGUAAGAAAAGUGAUGUUGUCAAUAAAAUUGGUGAUGAUUUUACCAGUUGGAGAGGACCAGCUAAUAUAAAUGUAGAGACAAUGGUGUGGGAUUUACCUAUUAAAAUAUUCCCUGCUAAUCCAUUACAUGUAUCUGGUGUCACACUAAUCAAAUCUGGUGCCUCUAUGAAAGUGUAAAUAUACAUUUAUAGCUGAAACUGUCAAAAUUUGCUUUACCUGCAAAUAGAUCAAAAUUUCACCAACCAAUUAUAUACUGUAUAUUUGCGAAUGUAGUGCGCAGCUUUUCACCCAAAGAGAGCUGGUUACACUGAGAGUAGACAGCCAUUAAGAUUACCAUUUUAAAUGAUAACAUGUAUACCUAUAUAUGGUUACAAUAUUAUUAUUUGAAUAUGAACCUGAAGCCAGAGUGAUACAAGUGACCUAGUUUGAGCUCCAUCAGAUAAUUUAGAUAAUAUAUUGAAAUAUAUGAAUUAUUAAAUAUAAUUUAUCAAAAUUUAUAAAGUUAUAAUGUUGUAAAUAAUGGUUAAAGGAAGAGUUCUGCAUUUAUCAUAUUAUUGUAACGCAUAUAGUUUGUGGUGUAUAUAGAAAACAUAUUUUAUAUAAA